Molecule: messenger RNA, 3580 nt
Organism: Nanorana parkeri
Lineage: Eukaryota; Metazoa; Chordata; Amphibia; Anura; Dicroglossidae
Gene: COL9A1
Product: collagen type IX alpha 1 chain
Exons: 38
Coding region: 1-2775 (924 amino acids)
Source: RefSeq, a predicted model, not a curated record
AUGAAGGACAUCUGGAAAGCUCCACUUGCCUUGUACCUGAUCAGCUUCCUGGGACCCUUGGUAUCUGCUACCAUAGAACAUUAUACAAGAUUCCCUUUCAAUCUAAAAUUCAACAACAUACAGCACAAAUGCCCACCCCUUAAUGGUGGACAGGAUGACCUUCCUGGCUUUGAUCUGAUUUCCAAGUUCCAAAUAGACAAAGCUGCCUCUGUCGGGGCUAUUCAGUCAGUGGUGGGUACUUCUCCCUAUCAAGUAGCCUACCAGCUGGGGCCCAAUGUUGACUUCAGAAUUUUGACAAGGCACAUCUAUGUUAGCGGACUGCCAGAAGAAUAUUCCUUUAUGUUUACUUUCCGGAUGAAAGACAGCUCAAAGAACAAAUACUGGACUAUCUGGCAAAUUGUGGACUCAGAAGGGAGGCAGCAAGCUUCAAUUAAUUUCAAUGGCCCCAAAAAAGCUCUUGAGUUCUCUUAUAAAGGAACGGAUGGAAAGUUGAACACAAUCACCUUUAACCAGCUCCCCUUCUUGUUUGACACCAAGUUCCACAAAGUUCUCUUCAGUGUGGAGAAGUCUAGACUUACCCUUUACAUUGACUGCAUCAAAGUGGAGUCAUUCAAGCUGGUUCCCAGAGGAAAAAUUAAUGUAGAUGGCUAUACUAUAUUGGGAAAACUGAAGAGUAACCAUGAAGUAUCUGUGCCGUUUGACCUCCAGUGGAUGUUAAUUCAUUGUGAUCCUCUGCGGCCCGAGAGGGAGUCUUGCACUGAGCUGGAAGCCAGAAGACAGAUCAGCCAGGCGCUGCUUGAGAGAGGACCACCCGGACCCCCUGGGCCAGCAGGUCCCCCCGGACCAUCCGGAGUCCCUGGCAUCGAUGGCAUAGAUGGCGACAGAGGUCCUGAUGGCCCUACAGGACCACCGGGUCCAGAUGGGGACUCGGGCAGACCCGGAUCUCCCGGAUUGCCAGGCGAACCCGGAGCCGAUGGACUAACAGGACCUGAUGGAUCUUCUGGCUCUGUCGGCCCAAGAGGACAGAAGGGUGAACCAGGAGCUCCAGGGGCUCGCGGACUAUCUGGUGGUGGAGUUGCAGGGCCAAGGGGAGUAUCUGGUCCAUCAGGACUCCCAGGUGAACUUGGUCGCAGUGGUCCAGUGGGUGAUUCUGGUCCCAGAGGUACUCCAGGUCCACCAGGGCCACCGGGACCUAGGGGAACAGUUGCACUGCGAGAGGGAGAUCCCCUGUGUCCUAACUCUUGCCCACCGGGACGUACAGGUUAUCCAGGUUUGCCUGGAAUGAAGGGCCACAAAGGUGUAAAAGGAGAAGCUGGUGAACCUGGAAAACAAGGCCAUAAGGGAGAAGAAGGAGAACAAGGAGUUAUUGGAGAAGUUGGAUCCCAAGGCCCUCCAGGACCACAAGGAUUAAGAGGAAUCACUGGUGUAUUGGGGCCACAAGGUAGUAAGGGUAAUCGUGGAACUGAUGGAGUACCUGGUCCCCAGGGAGUUGCUGGUGCAACUGGUGACCAAGGCCAGCGAGGUUCAAUAGGAGAAGCUGGGCCAAAAGGUGAACGAGGAAUUCUUGGACCAAGAGGAAUUUCUGGAAUGCCAGGAUCUAAAGGGGAAGCAGGCUUGCCAGGCGUUGAUGGUCGAGAUGGAAUCCCUGGAAUGCCAGGAGGAAAGGGUGAUUCUGGAGAGCCUGGUGCCCCUGGAGAAGCUGGACUACAAGGAUUGCCAGGUUUGCCAGGCAAUCCUGGAGCAAAGGGAGGUGCUGGAGAGAAGGGUAAUGCUGGCACCCCAGGUGUAUCUGGCCUAAUGGGAAACUCUGGUAAACCUGGUGAUCAAGGACCACAAGGUGAAGUUGGCCCAAGAGGACCUAUUGGACCUCCAGGUGGCAGAGGAGAGGCAGGUCCUAUUGGCCCACCUGGACCACCUGGGAAACUAGGUUCUCGAGGAGAUCCUGGAUUCCUAGGCCUGCCAGGACCCCCAGGUCUUCCUGGACUUAAAGGUGACAGGGGUGGAGUUGGGGAGACUGGUCCCAAAGGUGAACAGGGUGGCCCUGGAGAGGAAGGCUUUGGAGGAGAGAAGGGUGAACAGGGUGAUAUUGGAAAUCCAGGACCAAAGGGAUCUACUGGAAGCCCUGGUGAACCCGGUAAUCGUGGCCCUGAAGGAAGUCGUGGCCUCCCUGGUGUAGAAGGUCCUCAAGGUUCAGCUGGUCCCCGAGGGAUGCAAGGUGAACAAGGUGCCCCUGGAUUACCAGGAGGUCAGGGUCCUGCAGGUAGAGAACCUACAGACCAGCACAUCAAACAAGUGUGUAUGAGAGUGUUGCAAGGACAGUUAGCAAACUUGGCAGCCAGUCUACGAAGACCAGAAUCUGGAGCUGCUGGCCUACCAGGACGACCAGGUCCACCAGGUCCUCCUGGAACGCCUGGUGAUAAUGGUUUACCAGGACAUAUUGGACAAAGAGGACUUCCAGGACUUAAAGGUCCUCCUGGGGAACUUGGUCUUAGAGGUCCAAAAGGUGAUGGUGGAGAAAGAGGUGAAAGAGGAUUGCCAGGAAGAGGUCCAAAGGGUUUGCCAGGAAUACAAGGUCUUACAGGUGAGCCAGGCAAACCAAGUUAUGGACGUGUAGGUCGUGAUGGAGAGAGAGGCCCACCUGGUCGAUCUGGGCAGCCUGGAAUCCCAGGUCCACCAGGUCCUCCUGGAACAGCAGGAUACUGCGAUCCUUCUUCUUGCAGCCUCCAGGCCCUUGCUGCUCCACAAUCCGCUAAAGAUCUGAAAGGGCCAGUGUGAAAAUGUCUUGAACUGCUAAAAACCAUGUUACUGUCUGCACCUAAAAUCAACGUGUAAAGAAUGGAAUGAAGGGAAGAGAAGACAAACAUGACCCUUUUUAAAUUCCAAACAGCAGGCAUUAACACACUGUGACAAUAAUGACUUAAUAAAUACCUACCAAAUUUGGAAAAGAAUGAUGGUGCUUAAAAUACUUCAUGAAGAGCUCCAUAAGCAGCUGCAGAGAAUAAAAAAAUAUUUUUCAAACAUUUGUAAGUUGCCAUAUUCUCAAAUAAGAGUCCAUGGAUGAAGAAUUGCCUUUUAUUUACCUCAUGAUUUAAUCACCAACACAGUGUAUAUAAACCCACUUAAGAAAGACAUACUCAACAGAAGUAUACUAUGCAGAAAAAUAAGCAGGCUUGAAAAAUGUUCUUAGAUUGCAGUUAUAAAACAUAAGUUGUCCCCAGUUAUACAAUCCUUGCUCAAUUUAUAGGAAGUGUCACUGCACUCCGGUCUUUGUCCAAAAAUGUGUUUUUGUUAAUUGUAUUUUCAUGUGUAAAACAUGGAGGAAAUGGUUCAUGUACAAACAUGGUACAACAAGUGCUGUAAAUCUCUGUAUAUGUGCUAUAGGUGGCCGAUAUGUCUUGAAGAUGCAUCCCAAUUAAAGACAAAGUUACUUUUUUUUCUUUAGCUUAUUUUGUCUCUAAGCAUUAUGGGUAUAAAACCUGUAUCAACUGACACCUUCUCUGUGUGGCAUCCACUCUGCAGUGUGAUGAAAGCUCUAACAGAUUUUUAAUAUCCAGAAAUAAAAUCGUUUUAUAACUGAGAA